Messenger RNA from Malus domestica (apple), 2174 nucleotides. Its product is annotated as EH domain-containing protein 1. Gene Ontology annotation, molecular function: protein binding; GTP binding; calcium ion binding. The record is from RefSeq and is a predicted model, not a curated record. Gene Ontology annotation, cellular component: intracellular membrane-bounded organelle; cytoplasm; plasma membrane. Gene Ontology annotation, biological process: endosomal transport; endocytosis. Lineage: Eukaryota; Viridiplantae; Streptophyta; Magnoliopsida; Rosales; Rosaceae.
GACACCCUGGGGGAAAGAGAAACAAAAACAAACCCAUCAAAGAGCGUCUCCGUUUUUAGGAAGUUUGGAAAAUUUAAAUCUGGAAAAUCCCAAAUUUUCAAUCAGAUUCUUUCUCUCUCGGGUUACGAUUUAUGGAAAUUUCUUCAGUUCCGAUCAGUUCGUGCUCCAAAGAGCAUCAGAAAAUCUACCAGGAAUGGUUUCGAUUCGCUGAUUCAGACGGUGAUGGCCGCAUUACCGGGGGCGAUGCUAUAAAGUUCUUCGGCAUGUCCAAUCUGAAUCGGCAGGAUCUCAAGCAGGUUUGGGCCAUUGCCGAUUCAAAGAGGCAGGGAUAUCUUGGUUUUAGUGAGUUCGUUGCCGCUAUGCAGCUAGUUUCUCUUGCACAAGCUGGACAUGACAUUACACACGGUUUACAGAAUAGCAAUGUUGACUUGGAAAGUCUGAAGCCUCCUGUUAUGGAGGGUUUGGAUUCAUUAUUAUCAGCGAAGAAAAAGCAUACGCUCAAGUCAAAUGAAAACGAAGUAAAUGGAACUGCUGUGGUGCAACAAUCACCUUCAGCGCUUUGGUUUUCUUCAAAAUCAGCAAAAAAGGUACCGCUUUCUUCUGUGACAUCAAUUAUUGAUGGGUUGAAGAGACUGUAUGUUCAGAAGCUGAAGCCAUUAGAAGUUACUUACAAGUUCAACGAUUUUGUGUCCCCCUUACUGACAAAUAGUGAUUUUGAUGCUAAACCCAUGGUUAUGCUUUUGGGUCAAUACUCCACUGGGAAAACAACAUUCAUUAAACAUUUGCUUAAAAGUAGUUAUCCAGGAGCUCACAUUGGUCCCGAGCCUACAACCGAUAGAUUUGUUGUUGUUAUGUCUGGACCUGAUGAAAGAAGUGUUCCUGGGAAUACCAUUGCUGUCCAAGCUGACAUGCCAUUUAGCGGUCUCACAACUUUUGGAACAGCAUUCUUGUCAAAGUUUGAGUGUUCUCAAAUGCCACAUUCUCUGCUAGAACACAUUACAUUUGUGGAUACUCCUGGAGUUUUAUCCGGAGAGAAGCAACGGACACAACGAGCCUACGAUUUUACUGGGGUAACUUCGUGGUUUGCUGCAAAGUGUGACCUCAUUCUACUUCUGUUUGAUCCUCACAAACUUGAUGUCAGUGAUGAGUUCAAGCGCGUUAUUUCAUCUUUACAUGGCCAUGACGAUAAAAUUCGUGUUGUUCUGAACAAGGCAGAUCAAAUUGAUACCCAACAAUUGAUGAGGGUUUAUGGAGCAUUGAUGUGGUCACUUGGGAAGGUUCUUAAUACUCCUGAGGUCAUGCGAGUUUAUAUUGGCUCCUUCAAUGACAAACCUGUAAAUGAGGCUGCUACGGGUCCAGUUGGGAAAGAACUCUUUGAAAAGGAACAGGAGGAUCUUCUGGCUGAUUUAAAGGAUAUUCCAAAGAAGGCUUGUGAUCGCAGAAUCAAUGAAUUUGUGAAGCGUGCCAGAGCUGCCAAGAUACAUGCUUACAUAAUUAGCCAUUUAAAGAAGGAGAUGCCUGCCAUAUUGGGGAAAGCUAAGGCUCAACAGAGGCUUAUUGAUAAUUUGGAAGAUGAAUUUAAAAAGGUUCAGAGGGAGCACCAUCUACCUCCAGGGGAUUUCCCAGACGUAGACCACUUCAGGGACAUCUUGAGUGGUUACAGCAUUGACAAUUUCGAGAAGUUAAAGCCUAAGAUGAUAGAUGCCGUCGAUGAAAUGCUGGGUUAUGAUAUCCCAGAACUCUUGAAGAAUUUCAGAAAUCCAUACGACCAAUAGGUAAAAACAGUUCUGAGAAGUAUCAUGAACUACGGUGGCUUUGAAGUGCACAUGUUGAUGGAGCGUUGCUCGUCUUGAGUAUCCUAGUGUUUGUUGUAGCAUAAUAUGGUUUCAACUCGUAUUACAGUUUUUCCGGGAUUUAGAUGGUGCCAAUCGCUAUAGAAGGUUUCGCGAGCGGGCUCCUUAUUUAUAAUGUUAAUAUUGUUGGGGAAUGAUUUAGGACCAAGGGCAGGCGAUUAUCAAAGUGCCUAAACGAUCGAAAGUGAAUGAAAAUUUUAUGUGCACUAUUAUUCCCUGAGAGGUUUACGAACUCUAUUGUCACAGUUGCGGAUUUAUGUAUUUGUUGAAUUCUUUGUCCAAUUGUAGUUUCAUGGAGCAACUGUGAAUUCAUCUUCUUCC